This is a messenger RNA of Fusarium oxysporum Fo47, 570 nucleotides long. RefSeq lists its product as uncharacterized. Bases 140 to 526 code for a protein of 128 amino acids. Lineage: Eukaryota; Fungi; Ascomycota; Sordariomycetes; Hypocreales; Nectriaceae. Gene Ontology annotation, cellular component: mitochondrial inner membrane peptidase complex. The transcript has 2 exons. The record is from RefSeq and is a predicted model, not a curated record.
CAAGGCUCAUCUCAACAACCUCACCUAAUAUCCGACUCCCCGUUGCUGUCUCCAUUCUGAGACCCCGAAAGAUAGUAACUUGCCAGGGGCCUUUUAUUUGGAUGCUGAUCGUUCAGUACGAUCUUCGCUGUUCUUGACAAUGGGCUAUCCGUGCCAAGUCUUCCACGCUUCAGAGCUUCCCGAGCGAGCGCAGACUAAUCUAAGCGGCCGAAAGCGCAAAUUGGAUAAAGGGGUCAAUAAUGUCGAGCUCUCUGGAUGCGAACUUCUCGAGAUGCUGCAGUACAAGUGCGAAAUCAAAGAGCCCGUCAAGCCGGACAGUCCUGUACAAUGCUUUGCGAUUGAGCGAUUGUUCCGGAAAUGUAAAGAUAAAAAGGGCUCUUUUAUGGUCGAGACGACGGCUUGGGAGGGCAAAGAGUAUCCUCCGGUGGGACAGAAAAGUGAUGAUGGAAAACACAGCAAAGACAGGACGCCUCCUCAGCACUAUCACUGGUCAUCAAGUUGGCACGCGCCCGACGCAGCACGAUAAACCAUCGAUUUUAGAUCAACCCAGGGCAACUUGCUAUUGUCUCU